AUGGAUUCCAGUCGCCGUUGCCCAUCCCUCUCGUUCCGAUCAGCGUGGUUGGCGUCGCUCGUCGUCUGCCUCACCCACCUCGCCUUAAUCUCCGCACAGACCGCCACAGAGUUGGUCACCUUCACCACUGGCUCAGCAUCUCUCAACACACCAUCAAAAACUGCAGCACCCUCUGAAAUCGCCACCGCCGCCACCACACGAACUGCCCCCGCAGUUACCAGCACCACCAUCCCAGAACUCCAGCUCGAUGGUCCUCAAGUCCCUUUCCUCCUCCAAAAGCCCAUCCCUGCUGAAGCAAAUCAUCCCUCUCGCAGAGUCUCAUCGCGUAUGAAAGAUGUUUACUUCACAGGCUGUCCCGCUGAUCAGGUCAACUACGUUGAUGCCGAUCUGCGUCUCAACAUUUCUGCCGUCUAUACCCAGUUCGAUACCGAUCUCGGCAGCACCAACCAUCUUUCCAGCCACCAUCCGUAUCACGCGGGCGUGCUUCGUAUCGUCGCUGUCGGAGCCACCAACUCGCAAGGCAGGACCGUCAAUACCAAUGUCGCGCCUCAACUGCUCAGUACGCUCUCGGUGGAAACGCAGUUCUUGACCUUCAGCGUCUUCCGCAAUGACUCGUAUCUUUGCGAUAGUCUCUAUCCCCUCGCUCCGGAUCCGAAUGGAGCUGUUAUAAACGGCGUUGUCAUUCAACCAGCAGGCUGCUUGUAUGGUCCUGGUCAGGUUUCCUUGGGUGUUGGCAUUCCUCUCAAUCACACCUACACGCUUGGCACGCUCUGGACUCGUAUUCGCCUCAGCGACACUUCCAGCCCACCUCUGGACAUCGCUUGUAUCCAAGUUCACGCCAGUCCCUACCUUGAGGACAAGUGGUACUGGCGUUUAAUCUUCUGGUUCCCUGUAGCUUUGACCAUCGGCUACUUUGUCCUCCUUGCACUUGGCCGGAUCUUCUGCGCUCUCACCUCGCGUGCUCGGGCGUUCAAGCACAAGGCUAGGGAAGGCAGCCAGCCAAACGUCAUCAAAGAUACCAUCGCACCAACACUCGUCUCCUCUAUCACAGGUCAGAAGUUGGCGCUCAGUGCAGCUCUUCUCCGUUUCGCAACACCAGGAUGCUGGGAUAUCAUCAUGCACACUCAGUUCGUAGCUGCCAUCUCGAUGAUUGCAGUCCGAUGGCCCCAAUUCUCCUACGCAUUCUUCAAGCAGGCCGCUUGGUCGACACUCACAGGCAACCUCACCAUCAUUCGCCCCGCCAUGCUGGAUAGCCAAUUUGAUCUGCUCACCACCAACGCCACACUGCCUUCGGGAGAUAUCAGCACUCAGUUCUCCAACACUUCUUCCCCGCUCUACAUGAAUGAGCGAGUCCCCAAUCGCUUCAUCAAUCUAGGUGGUGCACGGGCUGGUAUGGAUGCAUAUGCGCACGUCGUGGGGUUGCCAACUCGCGAUCUCUUCGGCACUUGUCUUUCGAUCUGGUUCUUUAUUGUUGCAGCCAUCGUUGCUCUCUCCUUGCUCGCCUGGAUCGUCGAUUCCAUUCACGACACUCUGCUGCGCUUGCGAAAGCGACGUGAAGAUGGCUACAACCUCGAUGCUGCUGAUGCAACAGUUGCUGUCCCAGAGUCAAAAGAGAUGGUCGAAGCAGACAGCGAACAAGCAAGAUCCUCGCUCAGUCCUCGUGGCGGUUACCGCUUCCUUGGUACCAGCGCUCGACGCCUUGUUGGAUCCAACAACAACUCCUUUCAUCUCCGCAUGCUCCACGGCAACAUUUUGAGAGCAAUCUUCCUCUUCCAUCUUCCUAUCACCAUCUUCACCAGUCACCAGAUGGCCAAUGCCGACAUCUUUUCCGCCACAUCAGUCGCACUCGCCGCGCUGGCGUUUGCAUUCCUCUCCAUUCUGGCUCCAGUCUAUGCGCUCUUCUGUAUUAGCCGUGCAGCCACUGCUAAGCUCUACGACUCGAUCGGCACGCUUUCCGCUUUUGGUCCGAUCUACAACACUUACAGUCCCGGAUCGCAGCUCUUCUGUGCUGUCGACUUGGCACGAACCUUUGUGCUCGGCCUCGUGAUUGGUGCAGGUCAGGCAAGCGGUAGUGCACAGGCAAUCAUCCUGCUGAUAUUCGAGAUCAUGUUUGCGCUUGCUUGCAGUCUCUGGUUGCCUUGGGGUGAGGGUGCUAUGAUGGGUCCGGUUAGCUUUGUUGCUAGCGUUCUGCGUAUCAUUACGGCGGUGCUCAUCUUGCUGCUCAGUCCAUUGGUCGACUUUGGACGGGAGCCAGUGGCAUGGUUGACCUAUGUGAUCUUGCUUAUUCAGGCGAUCCUGUAUGUCAGCGCGGCGCUGAUCUUGGUUUUCAAGGUGCUUGAAGGUCUUGUACGUCUGAUCGGCCGUGCUUCGUUGGAUGAGCGUGCUUCGCCCCGCACUUCUGGUUUGGGUGGUGCGCUUCGGAAGAUCAAGCAGAAGAAGCAAACGCUGCAGCUCAACAAGAAUAAGGGAAAGCGUCUCUCGCAGACUCAGCAGCCGCUCAAUCGACCGGCUUCGUCAAACACACAGAGGUUGAUGCUUGCAAGUGUGGGCAAAGAGAGCUCUACUGGUGAAAACACACCUGCUGUCCCUUCGUCGCCACGCAAGCUCAGCACGUCGUUGCCGUCGACUGCGAUGUCGAUGAACCGUAUGCCCAUGCAUUCUCGUCAAGCUUCGUAUGCUUCCUAUCUGGAUAGCCAGUUCCAAGGUCGCAGAUCGCCGGCGGAUAUGCUGGACAAUGGCAACAGCCCCUACUCGACUUACUUGCGAGGUGAUCCGCAUGAUGAAGGAUACAUUAUGGCUGCCUUGCCUCCUUCAGUUGUAGCAAACAGUCGACCUGUCUCACCACCACCGCCACAUCUGCAUGAGUGGAACGGCAGACAAUCUCCACCUCCACCCCAACCAAGCCAAUCUGGAUUCGUUCGCAUGGGUGGAGGAAAAGCUACAGAUGCCGCACCCUAUCAAGCCUUGCGUACGGGUCAACCGCUCACUCGACCCCUCAGCAGCGGCAGUAUGGAGCGCAUGCCCCCUUCCCAACAGUACCAAGCACUACCACCACAACAUCGCCAACGACCUCAAUCACAAAAUGGAAACGUAGACUCGUACUAUGAGCAGCAACGUCGAUUGUCCAUGCCCGCUCAGAAGCCGGAUGAGGGUGUAGGUCUAUCGAGCACCGAAGCUGCUGCACGCAACGCUACAGUUGGACGCUACUCUCAAGGAGCCCAACUGCGCGCGAGCCAAUCCAUCGCUGGAAUGAUGCCAGUCGACAAAGAGGGUCAGCCCAUACAACAAACUUGCCCGAAGUCAAAGGGCAAGUUCUGGAAACGAGACAACGGUAUUCGUAGCGACAGCGACAGUGACGAUGAUGACUAUGCCGAUGAUGGUAUCGGUGCCUACCGUUCGCGUGGACGCUGGAGAGGAUGGAACAAGAUGAAUGCCGCGAUGAGCAGUCUUGCUGCUCGACUGGGUGGGAAAGGUGGAGACACAGCUGAGCAAGGGAACACGAGUCUUGAGCCUCCUGCUUCGGAAGCGGAUGUUUCUGGCACAAGACAAGGUGGUGGUGGAUUUGAGGUUGUGAGACCUCAGAGACCAAGGAAGAGCUCAGUGGCGGCGGAGAGAGUGUUGGAUUCCACUGCGUUGGCUGCUGCGAAUGCUGGUGUGAGGCAGCAACAGCAAGGUGUGCAGCCAUCGCCGACUCCUACUGCAGUUGCACCGAUGGGGGCAGGAGAGGCUAGUCGAAGUGGCAGCAGAGCAGGGAUCGUAUCAUCUGCUGCCGAUGCUUACUCGAUGCCGAACUACGAAUCUCACUCUCACCCUUCGGCUAUCGACGAUUUCGAUGCAUCCUCUGGAACGUUGCCUCCAGGAGCAGCACAACAAGCUCUCCUCCUCCCCUCCUCCUACCGCACCUCCUCCUCCCGCCCGGCAUCCACCAUCCUCGCCCAAACCACCUCCUCCAAGCCUAAGCUGGAUGAAGAAAUGUUCUGGGUCUCCACCACCUCCUCCUCCACCUCCUCUCCUUCGCUCCCUCGCCCGCUUUCACAGCAAGUGUCACACUCACGACCAGCUUCAACCUCGUCCUCACGUAUGAUGGCAACAGUCCCCUCAGGUAGCGAGGCAAGAGAUUCACGACAACAUGUCAGCACUUGUCCGUCCCGGGGUAAGAUUGCCGAACCGAUGCAGGCGGAAGUGAUGAAUGCAGAAGAGAUCUCGGAUGGUAGUGCUGGUGGUACUCCUGCUGCUGUUGGAGGGCCGAUGCUGGGAUUGGAUAGUAACGGAGGAGGAGUUGGAAGAGGAGGGGGAAGCAUUUUUGGUGGCAACGGACGACUGAUUGAGGAUGCGAUUGAUUUCGAUCGUCCGCAGUACCAGACAGAGGAGAAGCGGGUUGUAUGGGAUGCUGCUCAGGCUUACAAUUCCUAA
This is a messenger RNA of Ustilago hordei, 4413 nucleotides long. RefSeq lists its product as uncharacterized. NCBI's taxonomy places the organism in Eukaryota, Fungi, Basidiomycota, Ustilaginomycetes, Ustilaginales, Ustilaginaceae. The coding region runs from base 1 to 4413 and encodes 1470 amino acids. Gene Ontology annotation, biological process: transmembrane transport. The record is from RefSeq and is a predicted model, not a curated record. The transcript has a single exon.